AUUAUCCGUAUCUUUAUCCUUGAUCAUCUUUUAAUUAAUUUUCAUCCUUAGAUCAUCUUUUAAUUAAUUUUCAAAUCGUACUCUCACACUUUUUUCAAUUAUUAUUAUUAUUUUUUUUCUGGUGAUAAUCUAAUCUAAUUCGUGCAUCAAAAGGUCAAAUUCUUUCAACCCAAUUUCAUUCCUUUUGGUCCUGGGUGUGAUCGACUUCGUCAAUGGCCCAACACGAGGAACUUCCCAUCCCGAUUUACUCUACUUUAGAACCUGUUUAUGGGGACGGUUCUCAUCUCGAAGAAGCUCAGCUUAGAUUUGACAGAUUGAAGUCUAAGUUUCUCGAAGUCUUUGGACACCCCCCUGAUGUCUAUGCUCGAUCACCAGGUAGAGUGAACUUGAUUGGAGAGCACAUUGACUAUGAAGGUUACUCGGUACUGCCGAUGGCAAUCCGGCAAGACACCAUCGUUGCCAUCCGCAAGCAUGACGCCGGAGAGGCUCAAAAGUUUAUUCGAAUAGCUAACGUUAAUGACAAGUACACCCUGUGUACUUAUCCUGCUGAUCCUUACCAGGAAAUUGACUUGAAAAAUCAUAGAUGGGGCCAUUAUUUCAUCUGCGGGUACAAAGGCUACUAUGCAUAUGCCAAGUCAAAAGGUGUGGACGUUGGUGUGCCAGUAGGACUUGAUGUUCUUGUUGAUGGAACCGUCCCAACAGGCUCUGGUCUAUCAAGCUCUGCAGCAUUUGUCUGUUCUUCUACAAUUGCUAUUAUGGCUGCUUUUAGUGUGAACUUUCCAAAGAAAGAAAUUGCCCAACUUACAUGCGAGUGUGAAAGGCACAUUGGAACACAAUCUGGAGGAAUGGACCAGGCAAUCUCUGUCAUGGCCAGAACUGGGUUUGCGGAGCUGAUUGAUUUCAACCCUAUUCGUGCCACUGACGUGCAACUUCCUGUUGGUGGGACUUUUGUAAUUGCACAUUCUUUGGCAGAAUCUCAGAAGGCUGUCACUGCUGCUACAAAUUACAACAACAGAGUUGUUGAAUGUCGACUAGCUGCUAUUGUACUUGCAAUAAAGCUUGGAAUGAAACCAGAAGAUGCAAGAUCAAAAGUGAAAACCCUUUCGGAUGUUGAGGGGUUGUGCAUCACAUUUGCCAGUAGUCAUGGUUCUUCUGAUCCAGUUGUUGCUGUUAAGGAAUUUUUGAAAGAGGAACCAUAUACAGCUGAAGAAAUUGAGAAAAUCACCGAGGAAAGCCUGCUAACAAUUUUCAGCAAUUCGCCAACUUCAUUGGAUGUUUUAAAAGCGGCCAAACACUACAAGUUACAUCAGAGGGCUGCACAUGUUUACUCUGAAGCAAGGAGGGUACAUGCUUUCAAGGACACUGUAUCAUCAAAUUUAAGUGAUGAGGACAAGUUAAAGAAGUUGGGUGACCUUAUGAAUGACAGCCAUUACAGCUGCAGUGUUCUAUAUGAGUGCAGCUGCCCAGAGUUGGAAGAACUUGUAAAAGUUUGCAGGGAGCACGGUGCUUUAGGUGCAAGGCUUACGGGUGCUGGAUGGGGUGGUUGUGCUGUAGCUUUGGUUAAAGAGUCCAUUGUCCCACAGUUUAUCAUCAAUUUGAAGGAAAAUUUCUUCCAAGCAAGGAUUGACAAAGGUGUAAUCAAUAAGAACGAUCUUGGCCUUUAUGUUUUUGCUUCAAAGCCAUCAAGUGGAGCUGCUAUUUUCAAGAUUUAACAUCCGCCAAUUGUUUGCUCUUUGGCACAUUGUCAGAUCUUGUUUUAUUUGUCUGAGAAGACUCUGAUUUAGUUUAACAGAAUAAAAUUCUAUGCUAUGCUGCAUUCCCCUGGCCCUUCUUUACCUCUUUGUGUCAUAUAUAGUAACAUUCCUGAACUCUUGUCAGGAAAAUUUCUUCCAAGCAAGGAUUGACAAAGGUGUAAUCAAUAAGAAUGAUCUUGGCCUUUAUGUUUUUGCUUCAAAGCCAUCAAGUGGAGCUGCUAUUUUCAAGAUUUAACAUCCGCCAAUUGUUUGCUCUUUGGCACAUUGUCAGAUCUUGUUUUAUUUGUCUGAGAAGACUCUGAUUUAGUUUAACAGAAUAAAAUUUUAUGCUGCUUUCCCCUGGUCCUUCUUUACCUUUUUGUGCCAUAUAUAGUAUUCUUUACCUUUUUGUGUCAUAUAUAGUAACAUUCCUGAACUCUUGUCAGGAAAAUUUCUUCCAAGCAAGGAUUGACAAAGGUGUAAUCAAUAAGAACGAUCUUGGCCUUUAUGUUUUUGCUUCAAAGCCAUCAAGUGGAGCUGCUAUUUUCAAAAUUUAACAUCCGCCAUUUGUUUGCUCUUUGGCACAUUGUCAGAUCUUAUUUUAUUUGUCUGAGAAGACUCUGAUUUAGUUUAAUAGAAUAAAAUUCUAUGCUGCGUCCUCUUGGCCCUUCUUUACCUUUUUGUGCCAUAUGUAGUAACAUUCCUGAACUCUUGUCAGGAAAAUUUCUUCCAAGCAAGGAUUGACAAAGGUGUAAUCAAUAAGAAUGAUCUUGGCCUUUAUGUUUUUGCUUCAAAGCCAUCAAGUGGAGCUGCUAUUUUCAAGAUUUAACAUCCGCCAAUUGUUUGCUCUUUGGCACAUUGUCAGAUCUUGUUUUAUUUGUCUGAGAAGACUCUGAUUUAAUUUAACAGAAUAAAAUUCUAUGCUGUGUCCCCCUGGCCCUUCUUUACCUUUUUGUGCCAUAUAUAGUAACAUUCCUGAACUCGUGUCAGAAAAAUUUCUUCCAAGCAAGGAUUGACAAAGGUGUAAUCAAUAAGAACGAUCUUGGCCUUUAUGUUUUUGCUUCAAAGCCAUCAAGUGGAGCUGCUAUUUUCAAGAUUUAACAUCCGCCACUUGUUUGCUCUUUGGCACAUUGUCAGAUCUUGUUUUAUUUGUAUGAGAAUACUCUGAUUUAGUUUAACAAAAUAAAAUUCUAUGCUGCGUCCCCUGGCCCUUCUUUACCUUUUUGUGCCAUAUAUAGUAACAUUCCUGAACUCUUGUCAGGAAAAUUUCUUCCAAGCAAGGAUUGACAAAGGUGUAAUCAAUAAGAACGAUCUUGGCUUUUAUGUUUUUGCUUCAAAGCCAUCAAGUGGAGCUGCUAUUUUCAAGAUUUAACAUCCGCCAAUUGUUUGCUCUUUGGCACAUUGUCAGAUCUUGUUUUAUUUGUCUGAGAAGACUCUGAUUUAGUUUAACAGAAUAAAAUUCUAUGCUGCGUU
Molecule: messenger RNA, 3206 nt
Organism: Manihot esculenta (cassava)
Lineage: Eukaryota; Viridiplantae; Streptophyta; Magnoliopsida; Malpighiales; Euphorbiaceae
Product: galactokinase
Exons: 13
Coding region: 213-1712 (499 amino acids)
Biological process (GO): galactose metabolic process; carbohydrate phosphorylation
Cellular component (GO): cytosol; cytoplasm
Molecular function (GO): galactokinase activity; ATP binding
Source: RefSeq, a predicted model, not a curated record